AUGGCCGAGCUGCGCACACUGGCCGGUGAGUGCGGCCGCGGCCCGCGGCACGGCUGGGAAACGGAGGGCGCACGGAGCGGUCCGAGGGGCCUGCGACCCUCGGCCUCGGGCCCAGCACGCAGGGCCGUGGUUAAGUCUGGUGGCCCCCCCACUUCCGACCCCGAACAGGAUGGGAGCUCCCAGCUGGACCUCCGGGGACCGGCAGUGGAGUCCCUGGGUGUCCAGCGCGGGACAGCGCUGCCUCGGUGGACCCCGAAAGCUCAGGUGCUGCCCACUGCGCGUGGGAAGCGGGCACUGCGCCCCAAGCACCGAGGACGAAGAGCCGAUCAGGGGGACGUGGAGACGUGGGUGACCGAUGCAGGAAAACUGAAAUGCUCCUUGCUUCAUCGUGGAACCCUUCCGCUAGCAAUUCUUAUCUUGGUCUUCUUUUGCUACAGAUUCAUGAGCCCCAGCAGCCAGACGCUGGAAGACCUGGGAGCUGAGCCCAGGAUGGUUUAUCUCCAGCCAAAGGUGCUAUCACCCAUUAGGAAAGACGUCCUAGUAGUGACUCCUUGGCUGGCUCCCAUCGUCUGGGAGGGGACCUUCAACAUCGACAUCCUGAAUGAACAAUUCCGGCUUCAGAACACCACCAUUGGACUCACCGUGUUUGCCAUCAAAAAAUACGUGGUGUUCCUGAAGCUGUUCCUGGAGACGGCGGAGCAGCACUUUAUGGUGGGGCACCAGGUCACUUACUACGUGUUCACAGACCGGCCGGCCGACGUGCCGCAGGUGCCCCUGGGGGCCGGACGGCGGCUGGUGGUCCUGACCGUGCACAGCCACACGCGCUGGCAGGACGUCUCCAUGCACCGCAUGGACACGAUCAGCCGCUUCUCGGAGCAGCGCUUCCUGCGCGAGGUGGAUUACCUGGUGUGCGCCGACGUGGACAUGAAGUUCCGCGACCACGUGGGCGUGGAGAUCCUGGCCUCGCUCUUCGGCACCCUGCACCCCGGCUUCUUCCAGAACAGCCGCGAGGACUUCACCUAUGAGCGCCGGCAGUCCCAGGCCUACAUCGCCUGGGAGGGCGACUUCUACUACAUGGGGGCCUUCUGGGGAUCGGUGGCCGAGGUGCUGCGGCUCACCAAAGCCUGUCACGAGGCCAUGGUGGCCGACAAGGCCAAUGGCAUCGAGGCCGUGUGGCACGACGAGAGCCACCUGAACAAGUACCUGCUGUACCACAAGCCCACUAAGGUGCUGUCCCCGGAGUACCUGUGGGACCAGCAGCUGCUGGGCUGGCCGGCGGUCAUGAAGAAGCUGCGAUUCGUGGCGGUGCCCAAGAACCACGAGGCAAUCCGGAACCCAUAGUGGGGCUUCCCGGAGGGGAUGGGGAGGCCGAGGACCAGCAGCCUGGCCGCGCUGAACUGGAAGGGUCCAGAGAAAGGGGUAGGGCCGCCCCUUCCUGUGUUGUUGCUGAAAUUGCUGAGGUGCCACCCAUCACCCACCCAAGAUUCAACAGGCUCAGCUCCGUGAGAACCACAGAGGGUCAGGACGGUGUCCCCAGGUGCCCCCACAGACUCAGCCCCUAGUCGGGCUUCCCAGCAAGUUCCUGGAGCGGCCACCUUCCACUCCCAGUGUGUAGCCAAGCCUCUUCAGCUGGUUGAGGCUGGAGGUCUCAGCCCCUUCCCGCAGGGCUCAGAGGUGAAGUCUUCCAGAACAAGGAAGAGGCCACUUCACAAACCACAGGGCCUGGUGGGUGCGCACACCUUCAGCUUCAGGCCCGUCCCCUCUUCUGGGAGGCCUCGGAACAGGUGGGCGAUUCCUUUAUGAGCGGGCAGGAGAGGAGGAGACGAGACCCUACCUCCUGGCCUAGGGUGUCUGGCUCCUGUCCCCCAAGUCAGCUCUCACCCCCCCCCAUCAUCUUUCUGCUCUUGGUUUAUUUGGGAAUUGCUAUUUCUCCAUUACUGGAAAAAACACAAAACCCUACUUCUAUAUGAUACGAAAUUCUAAAUUCUUGUGGAAGUCGGUCUUUUAUUCCAAGAUGGUUUCUGGGCCCUUCAGCCAGGCCCUCCUGAGGUAAGUCCUUGGCUGAGUUCUCCCCCUCUCAAGUGCAAAGGAGAGAGAAAGACUCAUAUUCUCUUCUGAGAUUGGUAAAUUUCCUAAUUUCCAGGCUCUUCCCUCCUGAAAAAAGGCUCCCAUUCUGUGCUGUGUCAAUGCUGAGCACAACGAUCCAGGAAAAAUGUUUUCCCCUAGUUCAAAGUGAACAUAGCCUUGUGGAUGGGGAGGCUUGCUGCCAGCCCUGGCCUUGGGCAUGACCCUCAGCUCAGCCCCGGGGCACAUUGCUGACCGGCUCUUUCCUGGCUUUCCUCGUGGUGGUUUUCUACAGUGUUGAGCAUUCAGUCUUCGUGUCCCAUUGGGAUUCCUUCUGUGUUCAUUGAUAGCUUUGCAGCUGUGCUUCUGUCUGGAACCUUCUGCCAUUACUGUAGUUUUCAUGGGGCUGUUUGGGUUUUUGAAGAAGGAGGGAGGAACUUUCCAAGACCACUUGUCAUGGACUUGGGAUGUUAAUUCACGUUAAUGUGUUAAAAGCCACACUGCAGUCUCAGGAACAGGACAGUGGGGGAGUGCAGGAUUUGGGGUGGGUCUCCAUUGGUGACAUCCUUUAGGGAACUGGAUAGAUACUGGGCCUCUGCCCUUCCUUUACAGGUGGGUUCAGGCAGGAAUGUGGGGCUGUCACCCAGGAUCAUUCUUAGGCAGGGUUCCCACCCUCACCACUGUGGGUGAAUCCUGACUCCCAGGAGUUGCUGGGUCUCCUGUCUGGACAGCCAAGCCUUCUCAGCCACCUUUCCUGCCUCCUCUGUGGCCCCCUGAGCCUUGAUGGCUGCAGGGCACAGUCUGGACUCUGCUUUGCCCGUACCUACUUGUCGAUGCAACCCAACCUCCUGCUGAAGAGCAAGCACAAAGGUCUGGGCCCCUGCCUGCUCCAGACUCUCACAGCUGGCACCUCGGGACAAGCUUCUCUGUCUACAUCAGGCUGCUGCAACUGCCCAUUCCCUCCCCCUCCCCCAACCUCCUGCUCCUCCCCCAGCACACUGCCUGGGAGUGGAGCCACUUCUGGUGCUCCAGCAUUGGCUGUGACUUCCUUCUGCCACCCAUUUCCAAACUGUCAACAAAUCCUGUUGGCUUGGCCUACCCGACCUGUUUUCCACAACUCUCACUUCUACCAGCUUGCUCAGGCCAGCAUCAUCCUUGUGUGGUAGAUCAGCGGCUCCCUGGCUGUGCUUCGUCUACCAUGGGCCCCUCCUGUCCACAUUUUCCCCAGCAUAGCAGCCAGCAUGGUCCUGGAGAUGGUCCCUUUGAGUUGCUCCUCUGCUGGGAACCAUGGGAGGCCCCCACCCCCCUAGACCAGAUGUUUCCAGGGCCUUCCUGAGUCAGUCUCCAACACCCCUCUGUCGUCAUUCCCGCUCAGGGAUAGUCUCAGGUUGGAGUACCAAUGUGAACAUUUAGGUAGUGUCCCAGUUUGUGGGCCUUGCUUUUUCCCUAAGCUAGCUCCUGCCUGUAGGCUUUCCCCCCACAUUUUUGAACGAUGCCUUCCCUCCCUGCCUCAAGUGUGUGCUCAUAGGGCCAUACCAGAGAGCCCUGUCCCCCCACCCAGUCCUGCAAAACAGCAACUCCACCCCUUACCUUCCUUUGCUUUGUUCUGAACAUCACAUUUAAAACGUUUACAUUUAGAAUAAUUGUAGAUUCACAGGAAGUGGUACCAAGAGGGUCCCCCGUGCCCUUCCCCAGCUUCUUGUUGGUCACCCUGGCUUGACUAUAGUUUGAUAUCAAAGGCAGGAAGUCGGUGUUGGCAGGAUGUGCGAGUUCCAUACCAUGUUUCCCUCGUUGGGCCCCUUUGGGGACCCCACAGUGCAGGCAGAAGCCCCCCUGACACUGUGAGCGCACUGAGCCGUCCUGCAGUCCGUCUCCGCUCUGGUUUUGUCAUUUGGGGAAUGCUCUAUACAAGGGAUCAUUCGGUAUGUGACCUUGUAAGAUUUGUUGUUCCUGUGCUCAGUUCCUUUUAGUGGCUGGGUGGAUUUGGUCUGGAGGUGCCAGUGUGUCUAGCACCCACCUGCUGGAGGUGGUUCCCACAGUUUGAGGCGAUUACAAAGCUGCCAUGUGUGCUGGCCUCCGUGUAGACAGUUCUCAAUUCGUUUGGAGAGCACGGAGUGCGAUGCUGGAUUGGAGGGUAGACGUGUGCUCAGUUUCGUGAGAAGCAAACCAUGUCUCCCUAAGCGGCUGCCCUGUUUUGCACUCCCACCAGCACUUCAGUGGCUCCUGGUUCUGUCCCAUCCCCAGCAUGGGGGUGACCUUGGACAACUGCCUACAUUCCUGGUAGGGAACAGAUGUACCUUGUUCUUGUUUUGACCUCUGGUGGCUCCCAGUAGUGCUGGCUCAAAUGGUUUACUCUUAGCUCAGUUAACUUGGGAUAUAUAGUGAGGCAGAUACGUUUAAAGCCACAUGCUCGUCUCUGCCACCCAGGGUGAUAGAUAGCAGUUGGAGAUACUGACACCGUAAUCAGAGAAAUGGAGGAAAGCUGGGCACUGGAAGCCGAGAUCGGGAGGAUUGUGGUUCGAGGCCAGCCUGGGCAAAUAGUUUGCAAGACCUCCCAUCUCCAAAAUAAUAAGAGCAAAAUGGACUGAAGGUGUGGCUCAAGUGGCAGAGCCUCUGCUCUGCUAGUGUGAAGCCUGGAAGGCAGGGAAGGAGGGACAGAAAG
This is a messenger RNA of Castor canadensis (American beaver), 4726 nucleotides long. Lineage: Eukaryota; Metazoa; Chordata; Mammalia; Rodentia; Castoridae. The record is from RefSeq and is a predicted model, not a curated record.